AAGCUGAUGAAAUUUCUGGGAUUUUUUAGCAUUUGAAGGAAAUCCGGUGUCCUAGGAAGGUGGAGAGACACUUUGACGUUGCUAUGACGAAAGGAAUCAGCAAUGACUGAUGUGGAGCCUGUGGUCACAGAUUUUGCAGCAUCAGGACGGGCAGGGCGCCGCAACGCCUUACCAGAUAUCCUGGGCUCUCCUGCUGGUGCUGGGACUUCAGACCUGCCACACAAACUGGCUGAUCUCUCUGUUUCAGAAGAUGCAGGAGCAGAGGGUGGAGAAGUGCCAUCAUCCAAAGCCUUGCUGGAAAGUCAAGAGGCGGAACAAAAAAGCAAUGAUUCCUAACACCUAAGGACUGCUGGGUUAAUGAAACCUAUCAACAGACUUUCCAGCUUCCCUUUGUCACCCUUUCUGAAGUGUGGUAGCAACUUUAGGAGCAUAGACAUGGUUUUGCAACACACUUGUAUCUAGAUGACAUUAAUGUGGAUGACAUACUGUUUUUAAUACUGUCAUCCUUCAAAACCAGUGUUCUACACAUCCAAAUGGGAAGAGAACUAAAGAAUGUAUCUCUUGUUUGGGGUUUUGUCAUGGUCAUAGUAUUCAUCCUAACUAAUCUUCUUUGACAGUUCCAACUAAUAUAUUUAGCAGAUGUUCCAAGAAUGAUUGUUUCAAAAUAAAAAUCCUGUAUCUUAAUUUCCUAAAACAGCUUCUCUCUGACACAGAGGUGUAUUCACUCUCUCCACCAUGAUAUUAAGUAUAUAUUAGAUUACAGACAUUAUCUGUAAUUUAUCUCCUGAGAUUUUUGUUCUCAUUAGACAUAUGUAGAUGGGUGUGAGAAAUUAAAAAAAAAGAAAAUGUUUUCUUUCCUUUUCCUGUCUCCAAAAGGUUUUGUAAACUAUUUAAACACCACUGUUUUCAAACUCUCCUUAGCGCUAUUUGAUUAUGGCAUAUCUCCCACUCUUACAGUCUUGCCACUUCUGUAAUUUGUUUUCAAGCUGAAUAUUGUAGCUGUUCAUGUGUAUCUAAAAUAAAGUAGCCAUGUUUGUAUAUGAUGAAUAUUGUUUAAUCUCACUGUGGAAAUUAAUUAUCUAUAAUCUUUUCUGUCUUGGGUUGAUUCCUCGAUGUUUCUCCUGUAUGACAAAACCCUAUAAUACAUGCUUCUUUUAUUUUA
Messenger RNA from Manacus vitellinus (golden-collared manakin), 1162 nucleotides. It is a transcript of the gene PKIB, whose product is annotated as cAMP-dependent protein kinase inhibitor beta. The transcript is spliced from 3 exons. The coding region runs from base 103 to 336 and encodes 77 amino acids. Lineage: Eukaryota; Metazoa; Chordata; Aves; Passeriformes; Pipridae. Gene Ontology annotation, molecular function: cAMP-dependent protein kinase inhibitor activity. Gene Ontology annotation, cellular component: cytoplasm; nucleus. Gene Ontology annotation, biological process: negative regulation of cAMP-dependent protein kinase activity. The record is from RefSeq and is a predicted model, not a curated record.